This is a messenger RNA of Kickxella alabastrina, 674 nucleotides long. RefSeq lists its product as uncharacterized. Bases 83 to 502 code for a protein of 139 amino acids. Gene Ontology annotation, molecular function: nucleic acid binding; zinc ion binding. The record is from RefSeq and is a predicted model, not a curated record. NCBI's taxonomy places the organism in Eukaryota, Fungi, Kickxellomycota, Kickxellomycetes, Kickxellales, Kickxellaceae. The transcript has a single exon.
UGACAACCAAUAUGGCAGGUACUGCAGACCAGUGGGUCCAGAUGCUGCCCAUGCUGAAGCUGAGCUCCGUGCACUCAGCCAGAUGACAACUGUGCAUGCUUAUGCCAAUGAAUUCCAGAGCAUCACAAGCUGUGUUCCCAACAUGUCAGAUGAUGACCAGCACCGCUGGUUUCUGUGUGGUCUUUCUGAAAAAAUCCGCAAGCCUGUUGAGAUUGCACGCCCACAAACAUACAAUGACGCCCGCCAACAUGCCCUUGCUGAGGACAUCGAUUUUUCGGUUUCAAUCCAGCACACAAAUUCUGCAUCCCACCAUGUGCCUGCACCACCCCCUUGUGAUCCAUUGGCAAUGGAUGUUGAUGCUUUCCAGGCACCAUGCCUGAACCAUCUUUCUGAUGGUGAGCACAACCACCUGCACCAAGUAGGCACCUGUUUUAAAUGUUGCCAACCAGGCCACAUCUCACGUUUUUGCCCACAAGGCCAUACUCCUCAUGUUAACAGGUGAAUUCAAUAAGCAUCCUUAAAAUUAUAUUCUAAAACUAGGAAAAGAGAAGAGAGGGAACUCAUAAAAUAUUGUUGUUGUUUUGCCCUUUUUAUGGCUGUGAGUCUUUCUACUCACAAGGAAAAGGGCAACUGAUGGGCAUUUCUUAUUAGGGAAAUCUGUGCCCAACAAACAU